CACUGGAACUCUCUCUCUUCCUGAUGGUGGAGAAAUUUAUGGAGCAGUUGGAUGCAAUCCAGGCAGCUGUUCUGGAUCAACGUCUGAGGAAGCCAAUGGAGAAGGACAACACCAGCAUCACUUGCUAGAAGGCUUCACGUGCACUGAUCUAACGAAAGCAGAGGUGUUUGUUAAGUGCAUGUAAGUCCUGUACACAUCAACCAUGUGUGUGCCAAGUGAGAAGUCGCCCACAUGCAGCCAAAUCAUCCCCAUCCUGAUGAAGCUGGAGGCACAUUUCAGACAAUCUGAUGAAGACACUGUUUUCACCUCAUCAAUAAAAGGGAAAGUCUGGGGUAGUCUGCAGAACAGAUAUCAGGAUGAAAACCUUCAUAAAUUUCUGAAGGAGGCCACUCUGAUGGACCCACGUUUUAAAGGCAAUCUAGAUGAAGGUGAGGCAGCUGACAUCUGGGACAGGUUGGAGAAGGCAGCAGUUGCAAAUGCCACAGCAGCAGUUGAUCAGCCUCCCAUAGAGGACCCUCAAGCAGACAGGGUGAUGGAUGACGCCGAGAUGAAGAAGCCAGAAGAAUAUCCAAGAAAGGUCCAGAAGUCAGCCUUAGAAAAGCUGUUUGAGGAUGAGGACAGACAACUUAAGGAGGAUGCAGCUUCUCAUACAGCGGGUAGAGUCCCUUCCAUCACAGAGCAGGUACAAAAGGAACUUGCCAUCUACAAAAGACUGCAAAGAAUUCCGUCUGGACAAGACCCUGUGGCCUGGUGGUGGAGUAAGAGGGAUACACUGCCCAACUUAUCUGCCCUAUCCAAUACGUACUUGUGUGUCCCAACACCUUCUGAGCGUGUUUUCUCUUGCGCUGGGCAUGCCAUCAGCCAAAAGCGAUGCCGAAUAUUGCCAAAAAAAGCUAACAUGGUGAUUUAAAAAAAAAAACAUCAAAAUAAAAAAAAAUAAGAGGUUUUUGGAAAACGUGUGUUUUUUACAUUCUUUAAGCACUGGUUCCGGCACCGUUUGAGCACCGGACCGGAUACUCAUAAUAGCAUCCUGAUUUUCCACAAGGCACUUGGUCCCAUCAUGGUGGCUUGUCCACCUGAUCUCCAACAGUCGUUUCAGGGAGGGAACGUCAUAGUUCUGUGAAACAUAAUGACGGUGGAAGAAUGAGUGUAGAGAUCCUGAAAGAUCAAAAGGCUUUUGCACAUGGACGGAACUUGAAUUCAACGAACCAUUUUAACAUUUAAACAACAACCACAACUCUAUGUUUUAGCUCUAUUUUACAAAGCAUGAAUGUAAUUUAACACAGUCGACAGUAUUAUUACUAGUCAAACUGAAAAUACAGACAUCAGCAGGUAUUUAGUUAGGAGUUUAAAUUUUAUGUAAGGAUAUCCAACAACUGCACUGAUUUGAGAAAAAUCCUUAGAAAACCCUAAGCAACAUUUAUUAGGCAGAUUGGAUGUGUUCCAGUUAUAUAUGAAUCUGUUGUUCCAAUGAAAUGUUAAUAUUCCAGAUAUCCAUAAUAAUUCUUACCAUCCACAACGAACACUUCAGAUAUUGGACAAAUGAUGUCAAACUUCCCAUUCAUGUUGUAACGUGAUGUAAGUGGUUACUUUUAAUGAAUGUGAUGUUCCAUAUAAAUAUGAAUUAUCUAUAUAAUAAUGAUAUUUGAUUCAAGGUGAAACCAGGUCUUUUUACUAGUCCAGGGAAAUCACACCUUCAUAAUAAUUUGAAUCGGAGGCAAAAAUAUAGUUUAUAAAAAUCAACUUAAUACUAUAUUUCUGCUACUAAUGAUGACACAGAACAGAUUAUGAUGAAACAGGAUAACUGAGACAAAGAAGGAAAUAAUGGAAUGUAAGCUUAGAUGUUGUGUUAACAACUACGUGUCUUAAGGUGGUUUUCAUGUGUUCUCCUGGAGUGAAACUCUCACCGCAGUUCUUGGUGAAGCAUGUCCAGAUGUCAGAGAUCAGCCAGGUCCUGGAUUUCACGGAAAUGUGUGCAGGUUUAGUAAAUCUAGUGUUAAAUCCAUCUCCUACAUCACUGAGUCAGCGGAGGACAGGUGUGGUCCUGAUCCUGUGGAGGAACUGUCAGUGCAGGCUUUCACAUCACAACUCCACCUCUCCUGGUCCCGACUCCACUGACGGUGACUCUGGUCUUCGGCACAAGCGGGUCAGUUUGAGGCUGUGGAGCAUUCACACUGGAGAAAGUUUGAUGUCACAUUUAAGUCAAAGUGUGAAAACUCACACAAAUAAAUCCAAUUCACUCAAAAAAUCUGAACUGAGCAUCAAC
Molecule: messenger RNA, 2266 nt
Organism: Nothobranchius furzeri (turquoise killifish)
Lineage: Eukaryota; Metazoa; Chordata; Actinopteri; Cyprinodontiformes; Nothobranchiidae
Biological process (GO): regulation of transcription by RNA polymerase II
Cellular component (GO): nucleus
Molecular function (GO): protein dimerization activity
Source: RefSeq, a predicted model, not a curated record